AUGGACAAGUCUUGGAUAACAAAACACCGUUUAUCUCAAGACUACAUAAAUGGAGUCAAAGAGUUUUUGGAUUUUGCUUUUGGUUAUAGUAAGACAGAUAUGAUCAAAUGUCCUUGUCAGCGUUGUUUUCUUGUUAAACACAAGAAUAGGACUGAGAUUGAGGGUGAUUUAGUCUGUCACGGUUUUCUGCCUACGUAUACAAAUUGGUAUCUCCAUGGUGAAGAACUGGAUUUUCAAGAGCAAGAAGUGAGACUAGAACAUGAAUCUGAUGAUGAUCAUGUUGAAAACCCGACUAUGAAUCUGCUUGGAGAUGUUUUUCCAAGUAUGAGUAAUAGUUUUAACGAUGAUGCUGCUAGUAUGCCUACUAUGGAGGAUCAUUCAAAGCAAAAUGAGGUGUUUGAUGAUUUGCUAGCAGACUGCAAUGAAGCUUUGUAUGAAGGGUGUCACUCUUUUAGCAAGUUAUCAUUCAUGCUCAAGUUGUAUCACAUCAAGUGUAUAACUAGAAUCAGUGACAAAGGAAUGUCAAUGAUACUCGACCUUUUGAAAGAAGCUUUUGAGCAUGCAAAGUUGCCAAAAUCUUUCAAUGAUAUGAAAAAGAUCAUUCGAAAGUUAGGCUUUAACUAUGAAAAUAUUCAUGUCUGUCCUAAUGACUGCAUGCUCUUUUGGGGAGAUGAUGCAUCUAGAGAGACUUGCAAAGUCUGUGAAAGUUCAAGGUGGAAGACAUCUACAGUAGUUGAUGAAACAUUGGAUAAAAAGAAGAAAAAGAAGCAACAAGCUGCUAAAGUGCUUAGAUACUUUCCGCUGAAACCACGCUUGCAGCGUUUCUUCAUGUCAUCCAAGACUGCUAAAUACAUGAGGUGGCAUGCUGAUUCUGAGAAAAAGAUUGGAGUGUUGUUGUUCACGUCCAACCAAGAGACUUGUAUGAUAUGGAAGAUCCUACUAGUUCAGAUGAAAUUCCUCCUCAAGUCGUCAUUGAAGAUCCUCCUAUUCAAAGUUCAAUGA
Molecule: messenger RNA, 1002 nt
Organism: Arabidopsis lyrata subsp. lyrata
Lineage: Eukaryota; Viridiplantae; Streptophyta; Magnoliopsida; Brassicales; Brassicaceae
Exons: 1
Coding region: 1-1002 (333 amino acids)
Source: RefSeq, a predicted model, not a curated record